AUGGCUUCGAUUCAAGCCCGACAACCCACUCAUAAGGCUGUGAUUCUCGACCUGAUAAAGUGGGUCGAUGAGAAUUCUGUGGACGGUGUUGAUGCGGCCGGCGCAUGCGCCCGCUUUAUGCCAACGAAGGAUUUGAGGGAGUAUAUAAAAGACAAAUAUCGACUUCGAGAUAUUCUUAAGGCUUUGUUUGAGCCUGAAGACCCACCGACGAAUGUUUCACCCGCAGCGAUCCUAACGAGUUGUACCUCUGUCUUUGCGAUCCUCAUCAGGAUACAGAAAGGAGCAUAUAUCAGCGAAUUCCUUCGGCAUGGAGAACUAUUCGACAACCACCUUCCGUUCCUCACCAAGCCGCCCGCAUUUCCGUCCGUCCCAAAUGAUGAUUUCUUUGAUCGCUUCUGCAAAGAGCAAUGGCGGUUCUGUGCCCACACCUUCAAAGACGGUUACGAUGAUCUGCACAUCUCGAACUCCUACAUUCUACCAAUUCUCAAAACCGAGACCCUCGUUGAGGGUGGGGCGGCGGAUGUGCAAAAGGUUACACUGCAUCCAGAAUAUGACAAAAUUCAGCCCUCGCUGCAAGGCACUGAAGAGAGUGACCGAUCUCACAAGCCUAAACAUACCUAUGUUUUGAAAUUGUAUCGGUCGAAGCGAUAUGCCAGUGAAGAACUGUACAAGGCUGAGUCAGAGGCAUUCAUCCAUCUUCGGAACUCUCAUGCGUUAGGGAAGUAUUUUAUCGGCUACUAUGGGAGCUUCACACACGGAAUCACUAGGAACAUACUCCUGGAAUACGCCGACUAUGGUUCACUUGAGAAAUUCUUCAAUUCAGUCGAGCCUCCCAGUACUGGCGAGGACAUCAUUAGGUUCUGGCAGUCCAUGUUUGGAAUCAUUGAUGCUGUUCGCGAUAUCCACACCAUCCCGUCGCCAGAAUCGCACAACGCUGCGCCGUUUUGGCACCAGGAUAUCAAGCCGGCGAAUAUACUGGUUUCACGCGGCUCUACAGAUGGUGAAUUUGAAUUCAAGCUUGCGGAUCUGGGCCUGGCGCACUUCCACAGAGUCAAACUCAAGUCAAAGAGCCAUCACAACGGAGCCAUCUCAGGCAGAGACGUCGGAGGAACGCGCGAGUAUGGUGCUCCUGAGUGCUAUCGUGGUGACGAAUCUCAGCACCAGACAACACGCCAUAUUGGUCAAGCUGUUGACAUCUGGUCCCUAGGUUGUGUGUACAGCGAGUUCGCGCACUGGAUAGCUCAAGGCAAGCUGGGCCUUCAAAAGUACCGAGAGCGCCGUGAGGAGGUUACGAAAGCUAUUCCAGAUCAUCUUGAUCCCGGGUGUUUUCAUGACAAGGAGAAAGUGUUGACGAUAGUUAAAGAUUCACACGACGAACUCUUCAAGCACAGACGAGUCGAUGAUUUCAUGGUGAGACCUGUCAUCAAAAAGAUGGUUGAAGAGAUGCUCGACGAUGCGGCCGGCCGACCGACGGCAGUGCAGUUGGAGUACAAGGCCAAGAAGAUCAUACAGCAGGCGGAAAAAGACCUGCGCGAUAUUGAACCUCUCCGGAUUAUCUCGCGGAGCUCAACAACACAAUCCUCGGAAUUGAACUUAGAAAGAGGCAUCCCUCUACGUCUACACCAACCAAGACCGCCUAAAGCACCCUCGAGCAUUAUGCCAGACACCUUCUUCGACAAACAUGAGCUCUUGUCAACAGUUACGACAAUAGAGGAAAGCCCAUCAGCCACCUCGAAGAAGAACACCGCUUCGGUACAUCCGGACAGAGGUUAUAUACACAACCGGGUGACUUCUAAUCCCACUCGUAACGGCCCUUCAUCAAGUGAGGAUGGUCAACGAACGGCUGUCCCGGGAGCCGAUCAUCACGAGAACUCUUCUUCGCCAACCCCACCACAAACACCAUUCUCGUCGCCCGGUAAACUAAACAACAAAAGUGUCAUACCCAAUAUGUCGAUCGGUCAAGCAUUAUUCUGGAUUUAUUGUCAAAAGGAUCUAGGACGAGAUAUGAUCCCUCGAGAACAUAGAAAAUACAUCGAGGAACUUGCCGACCGAGAUCAUAUCUUCCUCAUUGAUGACGCGGCUACAAUGGAGCAACAUUGGUCAGAAGUGACAAUGUUGACCUACAUCUUCACAUCUUUCCUGAAACGUUAUGACAAAGAUGGGAUGGAACUGUACUUUGCAUCGUCCAAGGAGUGCAUAAACGAGAAGAAGGUAACGCCAUUGAUGUCAAGACUGCUUGGUCACAGGCAAAGAGACACGUCCGAUAUUGGGAAAUGCCUUGAUAGGUUGGUAACCAGAUACAUUGACAAGAUCGAUGGGGCACAACAUAGGUCCUACUUGCGCACUGCCAAACAACCGAAGCCUUGCUGCAUCUAUGUGCUUACCGACGGAAUCUGGGAGGAGACGUCUGACGCCAAAUCACCGGUCAAAAGACUUGUUGAUACAUUGAAACACCAUCGCAAGGAUCCUGCUGAAGUCGGAAUUCAGUUCAUUUUCUUCGGGAAUGACCAGCAAGCUCGGAAAAAGCUCGAGGUGCUCGAUGAUCAUUUGGAUUUGGAUAUGGACAUUGUCGAUAUGGAGCCUGCCAACGGAAACGUCUUGAAGAUGCUUACUGGAGGCAUCCUGAAAAAGGUCGAUCGAGUAGUGACAAACGGUGCCGGUUCGUGA
This is a messenger RNA of Exophiala spinifera, 2667 nucleotides long. RefSeq lists its product as uncharacterized. Gene Ontology annotation, molecular function: ATP binding; protein serine/threonine kinase activity. The transcript is spliced from 7 exons. Gene Ontology annotation, biological process: peptidyl-threonine phosphorylation; peptidyl-serine phosphorylation. The record is from RefSeq and is a predicted model, not a curated record. The coding region runs from base 1 to 2667 and encodes 888 amino acids. NCBI's taxonomy places the organism in Eukaryota, Fungi, Ascomycota, Eurotiomycetes, Chaetothyriales, Herpotrichiellaceae.